AGUAAGACGCCAUUUUAGUCAAGAUGGAAAUAAAGCAGAAGCAUACUCCAAAAUUCUGUUCCACUUCAACCACAUUAUUAGUAUAAUUUGAGAUUCUACUCUCUUCAAUUAUAACUUAAUCCCUCAAAUAUUCCAUAUUAUCUCACACCAUUUUCCAGAUUCGGAAGUCUAAAUUACAUACCACAACAGGAAGAAAGUGUGGCUAACAACGAAAUGAGUUUACCCUUUAUACUCGGGGUGAUUUCAUCACUCUAUCUCGCCACAACUAUGGCGCUAGCGGUAUCUUGGUCCAAGCCUAAUUGUCCAUCAACGUGUGGAAACGUCACAAUUCCGUAUCCUUUCGGUAUUGGCCCUUCGUGCAGUUUCAAUUCGUCCUUCGAAAUCAACUGCACCAGCCAACAAAACUCGACCGGGGUAGUAGUACCAUUCUUGAACAUCAUAAGUAUGGAAGCGCUCGAUCUUUCCGUGCAUGGUACCGUCACAGUGAAGAAUCCGGUUACACCAAUGAAAUGCUCCGAUACGCAAGAAACGCGCCACUUGGUUAGAUCACUGGAAAAAACCCCAUUCACCAUCUCGGGCCAAUACAAUUCGUUGGCUGUUUUGGGGUGUCAGAAUUCGGUGUGGCUGCGUGCUAACGCAACAACCACGGUUGGUGGAUGCAUGGCCAUAUGUGAUGCCAAUUCUACAGACACCAGUUGCAAUGGUGUCAACUGCUGCCAGACAAUAAUCCCAUCUCGGCUACAUGAGCUCAAAUAUACGUACCAAGGCAUUCGAUCCGGUAUUCACAAUGUCACGUGCGGGUAUGCUUUCCCUGUCGAAAAGAAAUGGUUCGUAAAUGAAUACAAAAGGUAUAAGGGCCUUCAGAGUAAUCUGUUAAAUCCUUAUGACCAGAAUUUUGGAUAUGCACCACUGGUGCUUGAGUGGGAACUCGAGAACCCGGAAUCUUAUCUUUAUCAAGGUUCUUGCAGAUUCUCCAGUAUCAGCAGAAAUUACGACGUUUUUUCGUUAAACCCGACAUUUUCAAAGCUUGCUUACAUAUCUUCUAUCCAAUAUUGCUAUUGCGGAUAUGGGUAUGAAGGGAACCCAUAUACACUAUCAGGAUGCAGUGAUAUUGAUGAAUGUAGCAUUAAUGCAACAUUGACUCGAUGUUUAAAUGGAACUUGUCACAACUUAGAAGGGAGUUACACAUGUAACUAUGACAAUUAUUAUGGAGAUGGUAAUAAUAGAUCUCGAGUCAAAAUAGCAUUCAUCAGUGUUGGCAGCGCGCUCGGUGCACUAAUUUUGCUCUUCGGAGCAUGGAAAUCUAUCAGAGUCGUCAGAAAAAGAAUCAAGGCUAACCGCAAACGUAAGUUUUUCAAGCGGAACGGAGGUUUGUUAUUGCAACAACAGUUAUCUUUAGCGGAGAACGGCCUAGAGAAGACAAAGUUGUUCAGUUCCAAGGAGUUGGCACAAGCAACCGAUCGUUACAAUGAAAAUCGUGUACUCGGUCGUGGUGGGCAAGGUACCGUCUACAAAGGAAUGUUGACUGAUGGAAGAAUUGUGGCUGUCAAAAAGUCCAUGAAGUUAGAAGAAGGCGAUCUCGAAGUGUUCAUUAACGAAGUUGUUAUUCUAUCGCAGAUAAACCAUAGGAAUGUGGUCAAACUAUUGGGGUGUUGUUUGGAGACCGAAGUUCCACUUUUAGUCUACGAGUUCAUACCCAACGGCACACUCUUCCAACACGUCCACGAUCCAAACGAGGACUUCCCUUUAUCUUGGGAAAUGCAAGUGCGUAUUGCAAGAGAAGUGGCGGGGGCGCUCUCGUACUUGCACUCUUCUGCUUCUACACCUAUUUAUCACAGGGAUAUCAAGUCGACGAAUAUAUUAUUGGACGAUAAAUAUCGUGUCAAAGUUGCCGAUUUCGGGACAUCAAGAUCGAUCGGUAUCGAUCAGACACACUUGACAACACAAGUACUAGGAACAUUCGGUUACUUGGAUCCAGAGUACUUCCAAUCGAGCCAGUUUACAGACAAGAGCGAUGUUUACAGCUUCGGUGUUGUUGUCGUGGAGCUUUUGACGGGGGAGAAAGCCAUCUCUUCUAUUAGAGCCGAUGUGGGGAGGAGCUUGGCGACACAUUUCUUGCACUCGAUGGAGGAGAAUCGCCUAUUCGACAUACUUGAUGCGAGGGUGAUGAAAGAGGGGAAGAGAGAGGAGAUUGUGGCGAUUGCAGAGAUUGCUAAGAGAUGUCUGAAUUUGAAUGGAAAGAGAAGGCCGGCUAUGAAGGAAGUUGCUGUGGAGUUGGAAGGAAUUCAAAUGAUGAAAGAAGAUUCAACAGUUUACAUGCAAAAUGAAGAAGGCAACAUAGAGUAUGUACCUUCAAUUCGUGAUCAAGUUGCCGAGUCUUAUGAUUUUUCGUCAAUCUCAACGAGCAUGCAUUUGGAUGAUUCAGUAACUGCAUAUUUACCGAAUGAUGAUCGUCCAUUGCUUGACGAGCCGUGAAGAAUACAUAUAUAAUAUAGUUAUCUCUCAUCUUUUAUCUAUUAUAUGGUUCUAGUUUCAUGUAACCUGCAACUUAAUUAUUUAAUUUUCGAUAUCGUCAAACUGUCUUGUUAUAAUUUUAUUAUGUACUGGGGUUGAUCUUUACCCCAAUUUUUCUAAAUUGUUUUUCAAGAA
Molecule: messenger RNA, 2649 nt
Organism: Erythranthe guttata (spotted monkey flower)
Lineage: Eukaryota; Viridiplantae; Streptophyta; Magnoliopsida; Lamiales; Phrymaceae
Source: RefSeq, a predicted model, not a curated record